GUCCCUAUCUCCUUUUUUCCUAAUCGAGAUUAGAUCUUUCUAGGGUUUUUAUAUAUUGCUCGGUUCAUUUUUCAUAACUCCACCAAAUUUGAAUCCUCUCAGUGAUAACAUAUCUUCUUGAAAACUCUUCAAGUAUCUUCCCUCAUUUUCCAAUGGGAGAUGCUGAGAAUUCUCUUCAACCAUCAAAGAAAAGGGCAGCUAUAAAGGAAUUAUCACGAGACAAUCCUGGUCUCGAUGAUGAUGAAAAUGAAGCUGAGCUAGAGACUGGGUCUUUUAAGAAAGCAAGUGAGGAGGUGAUGGCAAGUAGAAGAAUUGUCAAAGUUCGUCGCAGUCAAACUACCUCAUCUACAGCUACACCUUCAGCUAACCCCUUUGCAGCAAUCCGCUUAGUUCCACCCACUGAGUCCAGUAUCCCGUCUACUGUGAUAACCAGUGAAGUUGAGAGUGGGAUAACAAGUUCAGGUAUACCAGAAGAUAAAAAUGACAUUGGUGAGGCAACUAGAAAGGAGACAAGUGAUGUGUGUAAGGAAGAGAUGAAGGAACCUGAUCAAAUUUCUAAGCCAUCAGAAGGUGAUGUUGAUAAAUCCAAUGUUGUCAAGGAGAAAGUUGAAACUCCUAAUGAGGCUGACAAACCUGAAUCUGCUGAAGAGAAGGUAGCAGAUGAUGAGAAAGUCCAGGUUCAAACCAAGGAAGGCACAGUAGUUGAGAAGAGCGAAAAUGACAGUAAGAAGGAUGUGGAGGUCGCGAAAACAAAGAAUGAAGAACAAAAUGAUACUGGUGGUGAGAAAAGUGAGAAGGGUGCAGAAACUGCUUCUUUCAGCUCAUUCCAACAACUCUCAAGUGGCCAAAAUGCUUUCACAGGAUUUUCAGGGACUGGGUUCUCCAGCACUACUUUCUCCUUUGGAGGUAUUUCAAAAGAGGGAUCUUCUCUAGGUUUUGGUUCUGAAUCAGGUGCUGGUUCUCUCUUUGGAGCAAAAAGUGACCAGUCACCAUUUGGACUUAAUCUUCCCACUAAUGGAAGUACUACUCUGUUUGGAAAUUCGGGGUCAUCCCUUGUGAAUAAGAGUGAGGGUACUGGAUUUCCUUCCAAAGAAGAGGUCACUGUUGAAACAGGGGAGGAAAAUGAAAAACCCGUAUUCGCUGCUGAUUCCGUGCUGUUUGAAUAUCUUAAUGGAGGGUGGAAAGAGCGGGGAAAGGGAGAACUAAAGGUUAAUGUUUCUACAACAGGGGAAGGAAAAGGUAGACUUGUUAUGAGGACCAAAGGAAAUUACAGAUUGAUCUUGAAUGCGAGCCUUUUUCCAGAAAUGAAGCUUGCUAAUAUGGACAAAAGAGGGGUCACUUUUGCUUGCUUGAAUAGUGCUGCUGACGGGAAAGGACUUUCUACUAUUGCUCUGAAGUUCAAGGAUGCCUCCAUCGUGGAAGAUUUUCGUGCUGCUGUAGUGGAACAUAAAGGUACUACAACUGGUUCUUUGAAGACACCAGAAAACUCUCCUAAAGCUUAAGAUGAUUGAUACCGCAGUAUAGUUGCAUAGUGACUUAUUUCAUCAUGGAAUGUGCCCUACUAUUUUCCUUUAGUUGCAGAGAAGAAUAGGAACGAUGAGAGAAUAUUUUGUCCAAGAGGUAAGAAACUUGUAAGCCCACAUACUUAGUUGACUAUAUCCAUUACAGCGCGCUCUCUAUUCAUCUGUUGUAGACUUUGUCUGAGUAACUUAUAAUGGGUUUACUCUCUUUUUGUGGGAUGUUGAAUUACCGCCGUUGUGUUUUCUUCUUGUCGCGAACCUGUUCAAUAAUUUUAGUUGAUGAGCUCUUAAUGUA
This is a messenger RNA of Solanum pennellii, 1815 nucleotides long. Its product is annotated as nuclear pore complex protein NUP50A. Gene Ontology annotation, cellular component: cytoplasm; nuclear pore. Gene Ontology annotation, biological process: intracellular transport. Gene Ontology annotation, molecular function: GTPase activator activity. Bases 153 to 1502 code for a protein of 449 amino acids. The transcript has 2 exons. The record is from RefSeq and is a predicted model, not a curated record. NCBI's taxonomy places the organism in Eukaryota, Viridiplantae, Streptophyta, Magnoliopsida, Solanales, Solanaceae.